This is a messenger RNA of Lagopus leucura (white-tailed ptarmigan), 3167 nucleotides long. RefSeq names its product vacuolar ATPase assembly factor VMA21 (gene VMA21). Gene Ontology annotation, cellular component: endoplasmic reticulum membrane. The coding region runs from base 38 to 346 and encodes 102 amino acids. Gene Ontology annotation, biological process: vacuolar proton-transporting V-type ATPase complex assembly. The record is from RefSeq and is a predicted model, not a curated record. The transcript is spliced from 3 exons. NCBI's taxonomy places the organism in Eukaryota, Metazoa, Chordata, Aves, Galliformes, Phasianidae.
CGGAAGCGGCGGCAGCGCGGGGCGCUGAGGGGUGGUGAUGGAGCGCUACGACAAAGCGGCACUGAACGCGGCCUUCGCUCCCGAGUUUCGGCAAAAUGAGGGUUCAUUAACAUCAACUUUAAGAACACUUCUAUUCUUCACAGCUCUAAUGAUCACAUUGCCAGUUGGGCUGUAUUUUUCAUCAAAGGCUUAUAUAUUUGAAGGUACCUUAGGAAUGUCCAACAGAGACAGCUAUUUCUAUGCUGCCAUAGUUGCUGUGGUCACAGUUCAUGUGGUGCUUGCAAUGUUUGUGUAUGUAGCAUGGAGCGAAGGCAGUCGGCAGUGGCGGGAAGGCAAGCAGGACUAAAAUGAAAGCCAUCAUCAUCUGAUACCUACAGACUGUAAAUAUAUUUUCUGCAAAUGAAAAGCAUUCUUCAAAAUGUGUAAUAGAUGUAUGCAGAGAUCAGGCUGAUAUUUCAACCCUGUUCAGUUAUGAUAAGACCUGUGCUUGUCUUGGAUGUGUAGCAGUAUUUUCUGUAAUGCUGAUGGAAGUUGUAUGUGGGUGUAAUCAGCUUCUACUAGGUUGAGCUGAGGAGGCAUUCACAUGAAAUCAGAAUGAAACACUUAAAAAAAACAAAUCACGUAGCUAUUUUUGCAAAUCUUAGUAUUUCUUCUGGCCUGCUCUGAGAAUAACAUUGGCCUGAAGCAAGCAUUAUGUUUUAAAUUAACUAAAUUGCUGUUUAAAAAGUAAUAUACUUUACUUGCUGUCCAAGCAAAAUGGAAAAGAUGAGAUUUCUUUUCUGUGAUUAGUCCAGAUCUGCAUUCUCUUAUGCUAAUUCAUCAGGUUCCUACAAGUAGAGCUUGCUUUGUUGGAAGAAGUGGAAUAAAGGUAUUGGCCCAAACUGGCAGCUCUUUAUGGCAGUGUGCUAGGCUGAGGCUUUACACCUGUAGCAUCUGGAAGCUGUCAGAAAACGCUGUGGGUGAUCUCUGAAAAUCUCACUUAGGAGCAUCCUCUGAAGUAUUCUGACCUUCCUGUCGAAACCAAAUGUUGCUUUCUGACUUCAGUAAUUCGUUUUUCAGGGCAUCUCAGUUCAGUUACUCGUGUAGGAUGAAUAGGUUGUUUUAAGAGCAACACGAGGUAAAUGUGUUCAGUGACCUUGUCCUGCAGUUACAGUUUGAGUCCAAAAUAUUAGGCAAGCUUUGUCUCCUGUGAGGUGGAAUUACUCCUUGGGGAGGUUGUGUAAGUUAAAAAUUAGAACCUGUUCCUUAGGAGAUCAUAGGAUGCCUUCCUAAUGUGGAAUAUCCACCUUUCCUCAUCUUCUAUUGUGAUUUUUGUUAUGGUAUAAAAUUUAAUUUCUAUUUUCCUUUUCUGUUGUUUUGAGAGCAUUUGUCUCAUCAGUGCAGUGCUUGUCUUUCUGUUCUUCUACUGUUAAAUCUCAAUGAAGCAAAAGAAAUGGCGUAGUGGCACAAUUUAUGUCCUUGCCUCUCUGUUUGUACUUGAUAAUUGCUGAAGGAUGCAACUGCAUUGCCUGUGGUGAACUACAGCAGUAACAGCUAUAACCUGCACUAAUGAGCAGUGGAGGAACAAGUGAGAUACAAGGGAGAAAACAAGCUGUAGCUGUCUGCAAAUGUUGUCCUUUAUGAAGCAGAACAGUGAUCACGUUAUGGAAACUUUGCUUCUCUUCAUGUGCAUGAAACUGUACACUGUGAAAUGAUACAAUAUGUUGAGCUCUUUUUCUUCCUCAGCUCUGUCUGGACACUUCCCAUAGUACAACCAUGGGGACACUGUUGUGUUGUAGAAUAGCAGCCUAAACCUCAUUUCUGUCUUGAGCUGAUCUCCGCAAUCUGUUCAGCAUGUAGACAAAACUUCUCCCCUCAGUUCCAGCAGCGCACAGAACUUUUUCUAAAGCUGUUUGCUUUUAAGUUAUUGUACUCCAGGUCUUUCUGUUAAUUUGAACUUUUGGUUUGUUGUAUUAGUUGAGUAUUUUUUGAAGUGUUUUGCUUAAUAUAGGACUUGGAAAGAUUUUGUUGCUAUGUUGUCUUUUGUAAAACGUACCCAACAAUGAAACAAAUUAGGGAUCCAUGCCCAGUAGUGAGAGAAACGUGUUCCCAGAACUCAUUCCUCUCCUCAGCCUGUGUGUGUGCAACAGACACACUGUGUGCUGGGACAUGGUCAAGCAUCAGCAAUGAAACCUACACUUACAGGAGAGUAAGGCUAAUACAAAUUGCUUUAACUGGCUAUGGAUGAGAAAAGUUAACAUCUCAUAGCACUGAAAUACAAAUGUAGUUUGUAUUGCGGUGUGUUGAGUCCCUGUUCUCCAGUGUGUGGAGCAUGCACGUUGUAGAACAAGUGCUUCACUUUGGUAGGGAAUACUCUGCAAUACAUGAUGCACUAAAUAAAUGUGUGUGCUGAACAUUUUGAAUAAUAUCUUUAAUAAUGCUCAGGAAUACUGCAGCUUACAAGACUCAGCUGUGGCGUUAUUCACUAGCUGUGUUAACUUGUAAUGGUGUAUGGAUGUGAAAGUGAUUGUUGUGCUUUACUGCCUGGGUCUAGUGCUCUGUCUGUUUUACUUCACAGGGCACAAUUCUUAGAUGCUAGAUUAAUUUCCUAGGAACAAUAAGGAAACAGGUUAAUAACAAAAAUCUGAGAGGCUUGAUUUAUGUAUAGAAAUCCUAAUGUCUCAGCAGCUGGACAUAGGAAGAUCUUUUUCUCUUUGAAGAUGUUUUGAUCAAAAUGUUCUCCCUGAGAAAAGAGAGAAUUUGUGAGUUCCUGGACAGUAACAGUCAAAUAGCCCCGCGUUUUACCUUGCUUGGAAGUUGAAAACAACCACUGAGGUAAGUGCUGCAGUGUGAGCAGUCAAGUGCUGGAGUUACACUGUGACUUGGGAGCUCAAAGAACAGAAACUAGUCUGAACAAUCUGCAUGGAAUACUCUGCUGGGAGCUGCGCUGUGCCUUAAACUUGCCAAGCUUUAUUAUAUUCCAAGAGCUUGAUUGCAGCUUUUUAUUAAGUGUUUAUACUCAUGUCCCUGUUAGUGCCUAGGCUAACUUAACUGGUGACUCACGUUUUAUUGUGUAAUAAUCAUUGUGAUCUGUUGUUUAAAUAUUGAUUGCUCCACAACUGUGAUCAGUUUCCGUAUUUUGUUGCAUUGCUUUUAUUUUCUAUAAAAGAACAAUGUAAAAUUUGUAA